Hyphopichia burtonii NRRL Y-1933 is the source of this 2033-nucleotide messenger RNA. RefSeq names its product flavin-containing monooxygenase. The record is from RefSeq and is a predicted model, not a curated record. Lineage: Eukaryota; Fungi; Ascomycota; Pichiomycetes; Serinales; Debaryomycetaceae. The transcript has a single exon. Bases 489 to 2033 code for a protein of 514 amino acids. Gene Ontology annotation, molecular function: NADP binding; flavin adenine dinucleotide binding; N,N-dimethylaniline monooxygenase activity.
UGAAUCAAGAACAGUCCCUUGAAUCAAGAACAGUCCCUUGAAUCAAGAACAGUCCCAUGAAUCAAUAAUAGUCCCUUGAAUCAAUAAUAGCCCCAUAAACAAAGGAAAAGCUUAUUAACGUGAAUCAGCCGGUUCUGCAGCCACAAAUUUGUUAUCUCAUCCUAUCAAGCUAAUUCCUGGGGACAAGUAGGCAAUUCAAUGGUGUCUGGUAGUAUCAAUCACUUGGUGUGCCUAAGUAUGGUAUGUUGAUGAUGCAAAUUACUAUGGUAAAGUUUGUUGAUGACUCAAUUACGUUCGAAAGUUCAUCGACGCUUUGUUAAAAAAAGGAACCGAGUCAAGUGUCAAAAGAUCAAUGUCAAAAAAAAAACUGAAAAAUGACAAAUCUCGGUACACAACCGGGUGCACUUAUGUCCGUGGAAAAAUGAUGUGAUAGGCUCGAGUAUAAAUUAUCAUCGAAUUAUUGGUUUUAGGUAUCAAGUAGUGGGACGAUGCUCAAGAUGAGAUUACUAAGGGUAGUGAGAUUAUUUGCCAUAAGUAAGAGAUUUAAUAGUACCUCUGUUAAGUCGGUUGCGGUAUUAGGAGGAGGACCAUCGGGAGCAGGAGCUGCUAAAGCCUUAUUUCAUGAAAAUUACUUUGAUAAAAUUAAGGUAUUUGAGAAAAGAAGUCUGUUUGGAGGAUUAUGGAAUUAUACUGAAGAGACUGAUAAUUCAACAACACCAAUACCUUGUGAAAAUGCUAACUUUGAUAUCACGCCAGUUUUGAAAAACCAAGGGGAGUACGUUUGGCCGGCACCGGUAUAUGAUUUUUUGGAUACCAAUGUUCCCAAAGAUAUAAUGACUUAUGCUGAUUUCCCAUUUCCUAGUCAUUUACCAUUAUUCCCCCAUCGGUCAGAUGUUUUGAAGUACAUGUGUGAAUAUGCGGAAUCGAUUCGUCAUCUUGUUUCUUUCAACACCAAAGUUGUCCAUGUUGAAUAUCAGCUGGAUCUUGGUAAAUGGCAAGUUAUUUCAAGACCAGUUAUAAUUGAAACUGAUGGUGGAUCUGUGCCAUCGGAGAAAUUUGCCGAUACCACGGAAUAUUUUGAUGCUGUUAUUUUGGCUAUUGGUAAUUAUGAUAUUCCUUAUAUUCCAAAUCGAAUUGGUAUGGAACAAUGGUUUAAGAAAUAUCCAAAUUCAAUAAUGCAUGUUAAAUCAUAUAGAAAACCUAAUCAGUUCAAAGAUGCUAAGGGGAAUAUACUUAUAGUUGGUAAUUCCGCCUCAGGAGGAGAUUUAGCAUUUCAAUUGACCACUCAUUUGAAUAGAACUAUUUAUAAACUGAAAAGAUCAGAAAAUUUAUUACCAGCCGGUGAAAAUGAUUUAAUUGUUGAUUUACCAGAUAUUGAAAAGUUCAAUUAUGAAAAUAAACUGAUUACUUUCAAAGAUGGUUCAGUUUUAGAAAACGUCGAUUAUAUUUUAUUUGCAACUGGAUACCUUAAAUCAUUCCCAUUUUUGAAAUUAGAUUCUUCUAAACCGCCAAUUUUAACUGAUGGCCAUAAGUUACAUGGAAUAUAUGAACAUGUUCUAUUAUACAACUAUCCUAACUUAGCCAUUGUCGGGGUUCCAAGAUUUGUUUUACCAACAAGAACUUCUGAGAGUCAAGGUAUUUGGAUUUCAAAAGUUUGGUCAGAUAAAAUUAAAUUACCUUCGAAACAAGAAAUGAUUGAUUUGGAACUAGAAAGAAUUGAAGUGAAAGGUAGUGGGAAACAAUUUCACGAUUUGACCUUCCCAGAAGAUGUUGAAUACUGUAAUCGUUUAAAUAAUCAAAUUUUAGCUAGCGUUGAAGGCUUAAAUCAUAAAGGUUUGAUACCAAAAAUUUGGGAUAAAGAACAAACUGCUUUAAAAGCUUCAAUAAAAAAUAUAAAAGAAGCUUACAUUAGAUAUAGAGUUCAAACGGGGAAAAAUGCUUCUAAUUAUCAAGAAUUAAUCGAUGCUAAAGUAAUUGAUAAACUCUUAAUUGAUGAUGAAGAAUUAGCUUCGUACGGUUUUAAAUUUAAAUAG